Molecule: messenger RNA, 1687 nt
Organism: Cucurbita maxima (winter squash)
Lineage: Eukaryota; Viridiplantae; Streptophyta; Magnoliopsida; Cucurbitales; Cucurbitaceae
Product: pentatricopeptide repeat-containing protein At5g46100
Exons: 2
Coding region: 227-1645 (472 amino acids)
Molecular function (GO): protein binding
Source: RefSeq, a predicted model, not a curated record
UGUGACAUUUAUCGACCGGGAUUUUUGCCAUCACCUUGCCGCCUUUCAACGUCUACCUGAUUAGGAGUUCAGCCAUUGCCUUUGCUGGAGGUUCUUCAAUUUACCUCUCCCUGCUACUGCAUCUAUCAAUCUCUCACUUCACUCUACCCAAAUUCAGAUCUGCAUCCUGUAGACAGGUUCUCAAUCGGAAGUUAGAAAGUCUGAUGCUUUAAGAAAGAGAGGAACAAUGGGUAGUAAAGCUAUGUUUAAAUGGGCAAAAACAGUCACACCUGCUCAUGUUGAACAGCUAAUCCAAGCGGAACGAGACAUAAACAAGGCACUUCUCAUAUUUGACUCCGCAACAGCCGAGUAUACAAAUGGUUUUAAGCACGAUCUCAAUACUUUUAGGCUCAUGAUUAGGAAGUUAGUUUCCGCAAACCAGUUCAGGUUAGCAGAAACACUUCUUGAUAGGAUGAAGGAAGAGAAACUUGAUGUCACUGAGGAUAUAUUUCUUUCUAUUUGUAGGGCUUAUGGUCGUAUCCAUAGGCCAUUGGAUUCCAUUAGAGUUUUCCAUAAAAUGCAGGAUUUCCAUUGCAAGCCUACAGAGAAAUCUUACAUUUCAGUGUUUGCCAUUCUUGUUGAAGAAAAUCAAUUAAAAUUGGCUUUUAGAUUUUACAGGUAUAUGAGAAAAGUGGGUAUUCCUCCUACUGUAGCUUCUCUUAAUGUUCUAAUCAAAGCCCUCUGUAAGAAUAGUGGAACCAUGGAUAAAGCUAUGAACAUGUUUCGUGAAAUGUCUAAUCAGGGGUGUGAACCUGAUUCAUAUACUUACGGGACUUUGAUCAAUGGGUUAUGUAGAUUUGGAAACAUUGUUGAAGCAAAGGAAUUAUUGCAAGAGAUGGAAAAAAAAGGUUGUUCACCUUCAGUCGUCACCUAUACUUCAAUGAUACAUGGUCUGUGUCAGUUGAACAAUGUGGAUGAAGCAAUGGACUUACUUGAAGAUAUGAUGAGCAAGGGUAUUGAACCUAAUGUAUUUACUUACAGCUCUCUAAUGGAUGGAUUUUGCAAGGCUGGCCAUUCUUUGCGAGCUAGAGACCUCUUGGAGCUGAUGGUCCAAAAACGCUUGAGGCCCAACAUGAUCAGUUAUAGCACAUUGAUUAAUGGACUUUGUAAGGAAGGAAAAGUAAAUGAAGCGUUAGAGAUUCUUGACAGAAUGAAACUUCAAGGUUUGACACCAGAUGCCGGAUUGUAUGGGAAAAUAGUGAAUCGCCUCUGUGAUGUUUGCAGAUUCCAAGAAGCUGCAAACUUCUUGGAUGAGAUGGUCCUUUGUGGGAUUACACCUAAUAGAGUAACAUGGAGCCUCCAUGUCAGGACACAUAACAGAGUAAUUCACGGUCUCUGCACUGUCAAUGACUCAAAUCGUGCAUUUCAGUUAUAUCUCAGUGUCCUGACACGUGGUAUUAGUCUCACUGUUGAUACUUUCGAUUCGUUGUUAAAGUGCUUCUGUAACAAAAGGGAUCUUCUUAAAGUUUCUAGAAUUCUGGAUGAGAUGGUGAUUAAUGGAUGUAUCCCUGAGAGAGAAAUGUGGAGUACCGUGGUUAAUUGUUUUUGUGAUCAAAGAAAAGCUUGUGAUGCUAUGAAAUUGCUGCAACUUGAGUUGAUGAAUUGAUCUCUUGGGUCUAUAAUAUUUAUUAAAAGUUGCAUUUCAUGA